CUGCAGCAGUAUGCAGUGAAGGUUUAUAAUUUUAUAUUUACAUGUUUUCGAUUAAUUCAGUUUUUCAUUCUUUAAAUAAUAUUAAUUCAGUGGUUAUCUAUAAUGAUAUCUUCUAACUUGCUUUCAGUCUACUGAUUUUGAUCAUGUUUAGAUAUUGAAUUUAGUCUUAUUGGUAUAUAUCUAGUAGGCAUAUAUAAUAUUUUCUUGUACAUAAAGCUUGUCAUUUAGUAUUCAAUAUGCUUGCAUGUAGUAGAUAUAUACUUGUACAUAUUUCAGUGUUAUAAGAUCGAGACACCCUGAUUAAAGAGAACCAUGUUCUCUGUGAAGGUUCUAUUCAUUCCCAGAGGAGCAAUUGUCUGGACCUUCAGACCUUUAGUACACAAACUUGGCCACAGUAAUUGUAGAACAAUGACCCCCCAUUCAGUUUGUGCAGCCCCCUUUUCUAUAGUUUCAACUUGUACUGGUAGAGCUUGGCUUGGGUUUUAGCUUUUUGAGAAAGCCAAGUCAUUACAUUUCGGAAAGCCAGCGAGUUAACAUCAUAUUUUAGACACCUCAAGUAUUAAGUUCGAUCUUUCGAUACCUUCGAUUCAGUUUCAACAGUUCAAAGCCUCCAAUUGAAGGAUGUGUACCAAAGAUUUACUCGAAGGAGUAUUGUUUGCAGAAGAUGAAUAGCAUGAUUCAAAGAACAACAAGACUUGUUUCAUCUUGUCGACUUCAACUACAGGUGUUUGCAGCAUGUCACAGUCACUCGCAUACAGCAAGGCAUAGUGUGUUUCACUUUCCUGACAGUCUAAAAACACAUGGAGGAGAGGCUAAUGUUUCGUAUACUGGCAGAGUUUUUAAACGGAAUCUGUCAGCAUUAUCACAACAUAGAUCAGAGUCAGACAUUUGUAAACUCCAAAGAGCUCUUUGUAGGAAUUUUAAACAAAGCUCGUCAUUGCUAUGUCAGACGAACCAAGUUAAUUGCAUAUGUGUCGGUCCAAGGAGAUUCAAGGAAAGUAGACAGAUGAUGAAUAGACCGGUGCACCAUCAUUUCUCAACAAUAGCUUCAUAUUCUGUACUGAAUGUUUGCCGCAAGAGAAGAUAUAACCAGUCUGCAGUGCAGAGUUGCAGAGUUCAAAGGUAUGGAUCCAGUGCUGUUGGAAAUGAGACCGGUGAUCCCCUCUCACCUAAGAGCCCACAGUUCAGAUGCUACAUGGAUCAUCUGAGAAAUGAGCACCAGGCCAUCUCAGAUAGACUUCAGGGAGGGGAGCCGUUGUCAGACUCUAAACAGAAGGAGCUCAGGGGAUCCAUGAUGGAGCUUGGUGAGAUCCUUGAGAAAUGGAACGAACUGAUAUCAAUGAAAGAAGAGAUCGAUGAAAUUCAGCAUCUUAUCCAAGUUGGUUGACCUUCUAAUGUCCUCCGAAGAGACUGAUGAUAAUGAUGUCAUAAUGGAGUUUUCAGCAGGAGUGGGAGGUCAAGAAGCUAUGCUGUUUGCCUCUGAUAUGUUUGACAUGUAUCAACGAUAUGCAGAUUACAGACGUUGGUCCUUUACAAUCCUUGAGUACUUUACCUCAGAUAUAGGUGGAUUAAGGCAUGCUACCGUUAGUAUCACCGGUGAUCAAGCUUAUCGUCUUCUAAGACAGGAGGCUGGCGUCCAUCGUGUUCAGAGGGUACCAAAGACAGAGAGACAAGGGCGUAUACAUACAAGCACCAUGUCAAUAGCUGUACUACCACAACCUAAAGAGAUUGAUCUGAAACUGGACCCUAAAGAUUUGAGGAUAGAAACAAAGAAAGCUAGUGGAGCAGGAGGUCAGCAUGUGAAUACAACGGACAGUGCUGUUAGAACCACUCAUAUACCAACAGGUAUCUCGGCUGAAAGUCAACAAGAGCGUUCCCAACACAAGAAUCGUUCGAUUGCCAUGACGAUGCUACAGACUCGAAUCUACAACCGGAUCCUUGAAGACCAGACCAACUCUGAAAGAUCGAUGCGUCGUUCACAGGUGGGCACAAGAGGGCGCUCUGAAAAGAUUCGUACUUAUAAUUACCAGCAAGAUAGGAUCACGGACCAUCGGAUCAGUCGUAGUAUCCAUGGAGUAAUGGAGUAUCUACUAGGAUCUGAACACUUAGAUGAAAUGAUGGUUAGUUGUAUGGAAGGCGAGGAGUGUCAGAAUAUACAAGAAAGAAUCCUAGAAGUUUAUGAUAUGAGCAAAGAGAACUCAAGAUAGGAUCACGGACCAUCAGAUCACUCAUAGUAUCAAUGGAGUAUCUACUAGGAUCUGAAUUCUUAGGUGAGAUGAUGGUUAGUUGUAUGGAAGGCGAGGAGUUGGAAGGGGGAGGGGUCACUGUUACUAGCAGGUAGACCUAAUGGUCGUAUACAGACUUCCCCAGAAUUUCUCUAUUGAUUUGCCCAUCUUACAGUACCCUAAACAAAUAUAUAUUUAUUCCCUAAACUAAAUGAUGUCUCAAAUGUUGUAUUGUAAUGAAAAUGUGAAGCUUAUACCCUUUCCAUGAAAUUUUAUACCCUUUUUACUGGAUGUGCUGAUAUUGCCUGGCUGUUGAAAACAAGACAUUUUACUUGUUAUUUUAAAUGUGCAUUGUGGGCAACUUACUUUUUGUAGUUGUCCUAUAUUGAACAAAUUUACUUGAAAUUAAAGCAUCUUCAAAAUGAA
Lytechinus pictus (painted urchin) is the source of this 2651-nucleotide messenger RNA. Its product is annotated as peptide chain release factor 1-like, mitochondrial. The transcript has 7 exons. The record is from RefSeq and is a predicted model, not a curated record. Gene Ontology annotation, molecular function: translation release factor activity. Lineage: Eukaryota; Metazoa; Echinodermata; Echinoidea; Temnopleuroida; Toxopneustidae. Gene Ontology annotation, biological process: translational termination. Bases 1356 to 2207 code for a protein of 283 amino acids.